Messenger RNA from Triticum aestivum (bread wheat), 1419 nucleotides. RefSeq names its product putative F-box/LRR-repeat protein 23. The coding region runs from base 140 to 1126 and encodes 328 amino acids. Gene Ontology annotation, molecular function: protein binding. The record is from RefSeq and is a predicted model, not a curated record. The transcript has 2 exons. Lineage: Eukaryota; Viridiplantae; Streptophyta; Magnoliopsida; Poales; Poaceae.
AGCGGGCCGUAAAAAUUACCGCUGCAUGAUUGGUGAGUGAAGUCUCUCCGUCCUCCUCCUCACCCACCCCCACGCCGACCACCUCUCCUCCCCUCCCCAUUCCGGCAAACCCUAGCCUAGCCCCGACUCACCGCCGCCCAUGGAGGAGGACGCGGGCGAGGGCGAGGGCGAGGUCGAGAUCCGCGACUGGGCGGGGAUGCCGUCGGACGCGCUCUUCGCGGUGUUCGGGAAGCUGGACGUGGCCGACAUCCUGACGGGGGCCGGGCGGGCGUGCCGCGCGUGGCGCCGCCUCGCCGACGGAGACCCCGCGCUGUGGCGCCGCCUCGACAUGACCCACCACGGGGACAUCCUCGAGACCGAGGAGGCCGAGGCCAUGGCCCGCGCCGCCGUCGACCGCGCCGCCGGCACCCUCCAGUCCUUCUGCGCCGACACCUUCGUCACCGACGCCCUCCUCAGCUACAUCUCCGGCAGGGCACCCUCGCUGAAGAGCCUUCAACUCAGCUUGUGUGAUGAAGUAUCCAACGAGGCGCUGGCAGAGGCAGUCAAGGGCUUUCCUCAGCUUGAGGAGCUGGAGAUCACAUUCUGCUCACUGAACAGCAACGUGUGCGAGUUAGUCGGCAGAGCCUGCCCACAACUGAAAUCAUUUCGGCUGAACGAGCGCUGGACGAUCCUCCAAAGGGGGUUCGCGGCCUUUGAGGGCAUGGAUGAUGACACGGGAGCGCUCGGGAUCGCAAGCAGCAUGCCUGAGCUCCGAGACCUCCAGCUGAUCGGCAACAACCUGACCAACACCGGACUGGCCGCGAUCCUCGACCACUGCCCCCGCCUCGAGUCCCUCGACGUGCGCCGCUGCUGCAACCUCCAGAUGGACGACGCCCUGAGGUCCAAGUGCGCCAGGAUCGGGAACCUCAGGCUUCCUCGGGACCCCAUCUCCGACUUCAAGUACCGGGCUUACCUCACUAUCAGUGAUGACUACCCCGGCGGUUCCGACAUCGAGGUCGACAUGUACGAUGAUCUGCUGGACGUGGUCACCGACGACGAGGAUGCUGAUUUCGAUGACAUGGAUGAUUAUAUCGACGGCGUGGGCUCGGAUGCUGACAUGUAUGAUGACGUGUUCGAUGAUGUCUGAAGGAGCUGUGACCAGGACCGGGUUCUCACGUGGAAGGACAGGGAACUUGGUGCCGAAGCAAUGUGGUCUUUACCUGUGUUGAGAUUCUUGAAGCUGGGUUCACGCACUUUGUUAUCGAAGGUCGAUUCUCGUAUGUUUGUGUCUCCGGUGUGUUAACUGGUCUACUCUCGCUGUGAGACUGGGUUCGCUUUAUAUCUGUGAUUGUAAUUUACGCCGCACUUGUGAUUCGGUCACGCAAUAAAAUCCUGUAAAUUAAGUAUUGACACCAAUGUUAUGUCGUGUUAGGUUGAUGA